AUGGAAGCUCUAACUGAGAUAGACUGCUAUCGGGUUCUUGGUAUUACGCAAUCUGCUACGGCGGUAGAGAUUAAAAAAGCGUACCGGGAAAAAUUGUUGACUACCCAUCCGGACAAGAACCCUGGCACAUCAUCAGCUGAAUUCUGCAAGGUGCAAGAAGCAUACGAAAUCUUACAAGAUGAAGGAAAGCGGGCUGCGUUUGACAAAACAUAUGCAGAUAUUCAUGCGCAGAGGGACACGCACGAGCCAGGAGAGAGUCGCGGACGGAAGGAGAACAAGGAACAAUGGAGUUUUCCCUACUACUCAACGCCAGCCCCGGCUCCAGAGAAGCCUUACAUGCCACGAAGGCCUUACAUGCCACGAAGAAGGUCUUCGAGACCUUACCAUGCAAGUGCUCCGUCUACAAGCACAAGGAAUCAAACUACCCAACGCAGAUCACACUCACCAGACAAGCCAAGAGCACGCUCGCCAACCCCAAAAGAGCACCUCCCCUAUAAACAGCACCGGUCUUCAAAGUCGGAUUCGACUGCGCAGCGGCCGCAUCAUUCAUCGAAGCGACACACACACACCCGAUCAGAUCCGUCAUACAAUUACAAAACUAUCAGACCGCACUGGGCGGAAAGAGAAGAAUAUGACGACUAUUAUUACGAUGAUAUUCCCGUGAUUGCACCAAUAUGGCGUCGACCCGAAGAAUCACCACGAUAUCGUGAAAUCCACAUGGACACCCUGCAUAGCCUGUGCAAUGUGCGCAUCCCCCGAACUUCGAGCGGCAAAAUAUCCGUAAACCCAGGCUCAGGGCCUACUCCCGAUAUUUGCUUGAUUUCACCAACACGCACGAGUUCAGGCGCAACCACCACCAGCAACGACGGAUAUGGCGUGACCAUAGUCAAACCACGCAGCCGCAACAAACCCACGUACAAAAUAAUCACCCCCCGCCCCAACCAAGCACGAUGCCCGUCGUCGCUACCAUCUUCGCAAUACCAUACCGUGACGGUCAAGCCGUCAAAGAAGGACAUGCACAAUCUGCUGUACGACUACCCAGAGCGAGCGGGCCGUGCCAGUAAUUUCCGGGGAAGCCUUUAUGAGGAGGAUUACAGACGGACUCAAGGCAUGCGCUGCUUUUAA
Molecule: messenger RNA, 1125 nt
Organism: Paracoccidioides brasiliensis Pb18
Exons: 2
Coding region: 1-1125 (374 amino acids)
Biological process (GO): spliceosomal complex disassembly
Cellular component (GO): spliceosomal complex
Source: RefSeq, a predicted model, not a curated record